UACGAGCUUCAAAUAUUCUUUAUUGCUUGUGUCACUCAUUGUGGGACGGAGGGAGUAUAAAAGAAAUUUUAUCUUUUAGAUUCUUCCGUCCCAAUAUAUAAACCGGUCAACAAAAAAGUUAAUGUAUUUGGUCAAAAUUUUACAUCAAAUAUACCAACUUUUGUUGACAAAUUUUUAUUUAUAUCUUUUGCAUGAAAAAACAUUUAAGUUACCAAAAAUAGCAAAACUACCUUGGUCUCUCAUUUGACAAAUGUAGAAAAAUCCAUUCUCAAAAUUCAAAAUCAAUCCUCGUCAUGUACAACCGUUUGGAACUGAGUGUGUAACUUAUCCUACUCAACUCAACCGCUUAUCUCUUCCUUCAACUCCAAACCAACACCAAACACAUAAACUUCCUUCACUCAUUCCUCCAAUUUUCCAACAAUGUCAUCACCAAUUGCCACUCCUUCUCCACCACCAACCACCACAUCUCCACCUUACGACCGUCUCAAAGCAGUAAAACAAUUUGACGAAACAAAAGCCGGCGUUAAAGGCCUAAUAGACUCCGGUGUCAAAACCAUCCCUUCUAUCUUCAUUCAUCCACCCGAAACGUUAUCCGAUCUCGCUCCAGGUUCUGGACCCGAACUAGAAGAAAUCCCCACAAUUGACCUCUCUGCUGUUCACUCCUCCCGCGCUGCUGUCGUUGAUCAGAUUCGUCAUGCGGCGAGUACUGUUGGAUUCUUUCAGGUGAUUAACCAUGGUGUAUCUCUGGAAUUGAUGCAAAGUGUUAUUGGUGCUAUCAAAGCGUUUCAUGAACAGCCUGUGGAGGUUAGAGCGCAGGUGUACCGUAGGGAGAUGGGGACCGGUGUAUCUUAUAUAUCAAAUGUUGAUCUUUUCACUUCUAAAGCUGCCAGCUGGCGUGACACACUUCAGCUUAAGAUGGGACCGGUCCCAGCAGAUGAGAAGGAGAUUCCGGAGGUGUGCAGGAAGGAGGUGAUGGAGUGGGAUAGAGAAGUGGUUCGCGUGGGAGAUAUUUUGCUGGGUUUGUUGAGUGAAGGGUUGGGAUUAGGCGCAGAAAGGCUCCCGGAAUUGGGCUUGUCGCAAGGGAGGGUGAUGGUUGGCCACUAUUACCCGUUUUGCCCUCAGCCUAAUCUUACUGUUGGACUCAAUUCCCAUGCAGAUCCGGGGGCAUUGACUGUAUUGUUGCAGGAUCAUAUUGGUGGCUUACAGGUUAGGUCCAAACAUGGUUGGAUUGAUGUCAAGCCUGUUGAUGGAGCUUUGGUUAUCAACAUUGGAGAUUUACUUCAGAUGGUUUCUAAUGAGGAGUAUAAGAGUGCUGAUCAUCGGGUGUUAGCCAAUCCUUCUAACGAGCCACGAGUCUCAAUUGCCGUUUUCCUCAACCCGGGUAACAGAGAGAAGCUCUUCGGACCUUUACCGGAGCUAACAUCAGCAGAGAAACCUGCUCUUUAUAGAGAUUUCACACUCAACGAAUUUAUGACAAGGUACUUCAAGAAAGAGUUUAAUGCUAAAUCAUUGACAAAUUUCUUCAGAAAAUGAUAUAUCAGUGUAAAAGCAUCUUUGUAAAAUGGUCAAUGUACUGCUAUUAAUUACUUAUUAUGCAGAUACAUUGUUGAAUGAAGGUGUUGUAUAUGUAUGUUAUAGAAGCUCACUUGUUCUUCCAUAAGUUUACGAUAUUCUUAUCAAAGCAA
Molecule: messenger RNA, 1685 nt
Organism: Trifolium pratense (red clover)
Lineage: Eukaryota; Viridiplantae; Streptophyta; Magnoliopsida; Fabales; Fabaceae
Product: 1-aminocyclopropane-1-carboxylate oxidase homolog 4-like
Exons: 3
Coding region: 421-1533 (370 amino acids)
Source: RefSeq, a predicted model, not a curated record